AUGAGCCAGACCAACACAAAUACCGGCUUAUAUGCCGAUGACCAGGCGAUUUUCCGAGUUCGCCGAGGUCUAGAAUUUCCAGUGCCAGGAGAUGGAGAACUCUUGAUCGAGACACAGUUCUCGGGAGCAAACCCGGCUGAUGUCAAACAUGCCACUCUCCUGGGAAUUUAUCCGGCCGUGCUGGGCUACGACUUCUGUGGGAAAGUGCUGCAGGCACCGCCCCAGUCUUUCUUUAGCCCUGGCGAUACUGUUGCUGGGUAUACUCCUACCGGUCUCAACAGACCAGCACGAUAUGGGACCCAUCAGCGAUACCUAGUCUGCCCGGAAGAAAUGACCUUUCAUGUGCCGGCAAACCUUCCACCGCAACAUGCAGCAUGCCUCAGCGUUGUGACCAUGACGGCUGCUGAUACGCUGUACAACCUUUUCAAGUUUCCUCUGCCAGACACUGAAAACACAGAGAAGGCAAGAAGGCCAUUGUUGAUCUGGGGCGCAUCAAGCAGUGUUGGUCUCUGCGCCGUGCAGUUCGCCCGUGCAAGCGGGAUCCAUCCGAUCUUCGUCACCGCAUCUCCAAAAAGACACUCACUUCUGCUGGAGCUCGGUGCAACAAAGUGUUUUGACUACAGAUCCCCGGACAUGGCUUCCCAAAUCAAAUCUGCAUUAGAAGAGGGACAAUGGGAUUCCAUCGACUAUGCCUUCGACACGGUAGGAAGUUACGGAGAAACCGGCUCAGCAAAGCUUAUGUCGGAGUGUGUUUCAGACCAGGCCAAUCUUGUCUCUGUUGUCAUUCAGCAUGACCCUCGGUUCAAGAUGCCCUUCGCUACACCCAACCAUGACGUUACUAUCCGGGUUCAGGGGGCUCCUCGGCCCAUUACAAUUCCAGCUCGACCUUCUGAUUAUGUGCGUGCACGACAGGCGUUACAAUGGGCGGUUGCGAACUACGGUGCGGGAUUCGAAUUCCCAUCUGUUGAUGUGGUUAGUGGGACAGCGGAAACUGCGCUGGAGGAAUUGCAGGCGAUGGCUGAUGGUACACGGGGAUUUGGGAAGCUGGCUCUGGAGCAUCCAUUGCUGUAG
Molecule: messenger RNA, 1071 nt
Organism: Aspergillus pseudonomiae
Lineage: Eukaryota; Fungi; Ascomycota; Eurotiomycetes; Eurotiales; Aspergillaceae
Product: zinc-binding alcohol dehydrogenase family protein
Exons: 1
Coding region: 1-1071 (356 amino acids)
Molecular function (GO): oxidoreductase activity, acting on NAD(P)H
Source: RefSeq, a predicted model, not a curated record